UCGACGGAGUCAUUGUCACCGCCGCUGUGCGAGGGCGCGCGACCUGCGCUUCAACGCCUGCGCCGCUUUCUGUCCGCGUUACAGCAGUUUGCUCCAGAGGGCAGCGCAGACACCGGAGACAGGGUGCGACAACUGAUCUUCAAUCUUGUUGCGGGCACAAUGAGCAUCGAAGAGUUCCAGGCGGGCGUGCAGGAAUGUACUAACUACCCGCUGCGCGCUUCCGUACCCGGCUUCUUACGUGCCCUGCUACCUCUCGCACAGAGAGAUCUACACGCGCGCGCCCGGAGGGCAAAGCAGACGCCGCUUCAGUACAUUCGCGGGCACGAGUACCUUGUACUGGAGGGUUGCGGGGAGGCUGCAGACAUCUUCGCGCACCAGCACCCCAUGGAGCCCAUCAAGCGGCGAGCUAGCGAUCCGUUCUACGAGGCAUCACAGUCGAACGGUUCCCAUGAGGAGUUCCCGCCGCAGGCCAAGCGAGCACCCUCUAACCUGCUACUAAAUCCAUCUCCCUUUCUCUGCCCGUUGCCUAGUAACGCCAGCUUGUUUGACUACGGACAUCCCUACCCUGUUUAUCAUGGCGGACAAGAACCUCCCUAUGAAAGGAGAGAUGGUGGCAUAUCAGUACGCGACGUGUCUUCAAUGAACGCGUCACUGGGGGAGGCGCGGGGUGGAGGGGUCGGGGUCGGGGGGAAGGGGGACGACGAGUGGCGCAACAUCAACACCAUGCUUAACUGCAUCCUCUCUAUGGUGGAGAAGACAAAACGUGCACUCGCCAUACUGCAGCAGAGAGGCCUGGAAACAACAGAAAGCAAUGAGAUAAAGCGCGCGGCGAACGAGAUUAUGGCUUCUGCGGUCAGACAGACGGAGGAGCGCGUCGCUGAAGUGCGGAGGCGAGCUGAGGAUGCUGUUAACCAGGUGAAGCGUCAAGCGCUGCUGGAGCUGCAGCGGGCGGUGGGCGCGGCGGAGAGCAAGGCGCUAGAGCUGGUGACUACGGAGCGCGGCAAGGAGCGCCGCCACACGCCUCCGCCCCAGGCCCCGCCGCACGACACCCCCGCCCCCGCACCGCAGCAGAACUGCUGCUGGAAUUGCGGACGCAAGGCUCAGGAGACAUGCUCGGGCUGCGGCGCGGCGCGGUACUGCGGCGCCUUCUGCCAACACAAGGACUGGGAGAACCAUCACCAGGUUUGCAGCGGCCGUGACCAAAAGCCGACCGCUCUUCACCGCACCUCUCCGCCGACUACCAUCACACCUCUCGCCAAAACCCUGCCUCGAGCAACCACACCGAUAUCAACCGGAACCAAUCCGAACCCGGUUACAACAGGUUCCGAGAGCAGAUUGUCAUUCACAACACUGAACUCUGCUGAGCGAUUACUUGCCAAUAAUCAGGAUAGAAAUGUUCCAAGUAAUUCUGACAGAAUAACUCUGGCUAAUCUGUCCACAGCUCAGGGACUUAUAGGAGGCAUUGGUGGGAAGAAAUGACGCAUCAACAAGGAGAUUCUUGCCAACGCUACCAAAUACCCGAGGAAAGUUAGAAGAUA
Papilio machaon (common yellow swallowtail) is the source of this 1538-nucleotide messenger RNA. It is a transcript of the gene nvy, whose product is annotated as protein CBFA2T3. Lineage: Eukaryota; Metazoa; Arthropoda; Insecta; Lepidoptera; Papilionidae. Gene Ontology annotation, cellular component: nucleus. Gene Ontology annotation, molecular function: transcription corepressor activity. The transcript is spliced from 9 exons. The record is from RefSeq and is a predicted model, not a curated record. Bases 160 to 1479 code for a protein of 439 amino acids. Gene Ontology annotation, biological process: DNA-templated transcription; negative regulation of DNA-templated transcription.